AUGACGACCGAUGUGAUGGGUAUUCCAACUGGUACUUCUAAUAGUGAUGAUUUUAGUGAUCAACGUCUUGGUGGUGAUGUUGAAUUACGUGAAUUAGUUUAUCAAUCACUUGAAAAUGAAGGUAUAUUAUCACGUUUAAAAGCAGAAUUACGUGCUGCUGUUUUUAAAACUAUUGAAAAAGCAACAAAUCCUACUACGAAUAAUUCAUAUCCACCAUCAUAUGAUGGAAUAAAUGGACGUAUAUGUCGUGCACUUGUACUUGAUUGGCUUGAACAUUCAUCUUUAUUAUAUACAGAAGAUGUAUUUAAAGUUGAAACAACUGGUCCAAAUCAUCCACCUCCAUUAACACAAACUGAAUUACUUGAACAUCUUCAUAUAGAUUCAAAUCAAAAUCGAUCACAACCUAUCUUACAUGCUUUACUUAAUCAUAGUAAAACUCCAACCGUUUCUACGACUAUAAAUUCUCUUCCUCAUCAUGUCAUACAAUCAAUUGAUAAUCAAUUUCCAAGUGAAAAAAUUAAUGAUCUAAAACGUUUACGUGAACAUUUUUGUUCACUUUUUUCAUCAGCAUUUGAUUCGAAUGUAUUAGAAGCAUUUAUUAAUAAACAUAUUCCAUCAACAUUAACAUCUAUUCCUAAACGUGACUAUGAAGAAAUUUGUCUUAAAUGGAUGCAAGCAUGUGCAAAUGCACUAGUACCAAAAACAAAUCCUAUUCAACAUGGUUCAUCAACAGCUCUCACACAAUUGAAAACAUCACAGAAUACAGUUGUUCAUAACAAUGUGACAUCUCAUGCUGGUCGGUCGACUUCACCACCAGUCGAAUCUACAGCUUCGUCAUCACCUUCGUCAUCACCUUCGUCAUCGCCACCAUCAGACAAUAAACGUAGAAUAGUUUUUGAUUGUCCAUUACCAACAACAAUAAAUUCAAAUAAAAGUGUUAUUAAAAAAGCGACUGAUAUUAUUCCACCACCAUUAAUUAAUUUUAAUGAUAGUCAUAGUAAUGACGAAGAAGAAGAAGAGGAAGAAGAAGAAGAUGAUGAUACAUCAGCUUCAAUAUUUUCUGCACGUAAUGCAACACCAGCUGCAUUAAAUCAUCUCAAGAAUAUUAAUAGUAUUAUUCAAGGUACUGAAAGACAACAUACACAAACAAAUUUACAAAAACAAUCAAAUACUGGUACUAGAGAUAUUCCAGUUGAAUACGAUGAUGAAAGUAUGAGUCAAAGUGUUAGUCAUAGUAUUGUUAGUAGUGUCGAUGAUGUAACAGUUGAUAAAACAUCAACUGCUUCGGCGAAUAUUGAUUUUUUAGAAGAUUUCUAG
Molecule: messenger RNA, 1317 nt
Organism: Adineta steineri
Lineage: Eukaryota; Metazoa; Rotifera; Eurotatoria; Adinetida; Adinetidae
Source: the annotation of a GenBank genome assembly